AUGAUGCGUGUCCUGGGAAAAGGCUGUGCGGGCAAAGUGUUGCUUGUAAAGCACAAGCAGACCUCGGAUCUAUUUGCAUUGAAAGCUAUAACGAAACGGCAUGUCCUGGCGCAUCAGGAGCUUCAGCACACGCUGACUGAACAGGCGGUGCUGAAGAGGAUGGCGGCGGAGGGUAGGGAUCCAUUUGUCGUCAAGCUUUGGUGGAGUUUCCAUGAUAAGGAAAACUUGUUCUUGGUCAUGGACUUCCACCCUGGAGGCGAUCUUGCGACCCAGCUGGCACGAUGGGGCCGACUAGGACGCGACCGUGCACGCUUCUACGCUGCCGAAAUCGUCGAGGGCGUCGAAGGUCUACACGCAGCUGGUGUCAUCUACCGUGAUCUGAAACCUGAGAACAUCCUUAUCGGCGGCGAUGGGCACAUCGUGCUUACUGACUUCGGUCUGUCCAAAGAGUUCCCCAGGCGUCACCACACAGCUCCUCCACCUUCAGCCCACGGCGGCCCAAGAGGCGAGUUCUACUCCUCUGUACCCGGCACACCGCAACCCGCAACUCCGCCCUGGAUGAAGCCCGAACGGAAUGGCGACCUGGCGCUGGGGUGGCCAGGGCAGCCAAUCGGGCACACGGACUCUACGACGACGUUCUGUGGCACUGCGGAGUACCUGGCACCGGAGGUCAUUCAAGGGUUGCCCUACAGCUAUGAAGUGGAUUGGUGGAGUUUUGGAACUAUGCUGUACGAGAUGUUGACCGGGAUUACGCCAUUUUGGGCAAACAACCAUUCGGACAUGUACGUCCGCGUUCUGCAGGACGAACUUCAAUUCCCAGAUGAUAGGGCGAUCGACCAAGACACUAAGAGUUUGAUUCGCGGUCUUCUUCAGCGACUACCCACCCUCCGGAUUUGCGAGCCUAGAAUAAAAAAGCAUCCCUAUUUCUCCAUGAUUGAUUGGUCUCAUGUGUAUUAUAAGCGCUACAUACCCCCGUAUAUUCCGCCUAUCGACCCCUCGAACGCUAGCGAUACUCAGAACUUCGAUGACACCUUCCUUGAUAUGGAGCCUGUGCUCGACGAUUUCAACGAGAAUGAAGCAACUGACACCGACCAAGAGCCGCAAACCGAUGCUGACCGUACUGAUGGCGAAGAUACUGCCACGACGCCGUCGCAAUCACGCAGCUCCUCCGUCCGACCACAAAGCAGCCAACCACAGGACGACGACGUCGAUGUAUUUGAUGGAUACUCCUUCAAGGGUCGACAUUCAGUCCUCAUCGACGAUGAGGAGGAAGGCUCCGAAGAAGGCUCAGAGGAAGGUAGUCUGGAUGGGGAAGAGGAGGACGGUACUUCGCUUCUGAAAGGUUUGGAGGAGGAGCGAGAUGCUCAAAUUGGUGAAACGGAGCCUCUCGACGAGGACCUGCAGGAAGAGGUUGCGGAACCGAAGACACCUGAGGCCAGGCCUGCCGUUCUGCCUCCUGUUGCCGAGACAGAGCUUGAAGCACCUGUUGCUAUACCUCCAACGAAGGCGCCGCUGGUUCCAGAUGCCACAGAGACGCCAAGAGAGGAGACCAAAGUCGAAGAAAUUGUUGCAAAACGGAAGAGCAAGGAUCUGUCAUCUGUUGUUACCUCCGAAUCUGCUGCAACUGGCAAAGUCACGCCGCCGCCUCUUCCUCCAAAACCUAUACCUACUCGUCCACCAGUCAACAAUCGCAGCGCUCGUCCUCGCAGAGAAAAAUCUGGUGUUCCAGCUCUCGAUCGGUAUCUUUCGGAUGCCAUUGACGAGGACACGGAGGCGACGGAAGCAGAGCGGGAUGAAGAAGACGACGACUGGGACUUCGUUGAGGCUGGCGAUGGCGAGGACAGGAAUGGCGCGAAGGGUACAAGCUUGUUCGCUCGCGGUGUUGUGGAUCGUUACCGCCUCGCGGUAUUUCGGAAAUCAACCACACCGAACUCCAGAGGACCCCAGCGGUCCGCCUCUGGUAUGUCGGCAGCAUCAGGGACGACAGAUGCAACGAGCUCUCCGUCACCGUCUCAAAGACGGGGAAGGACCGCGGGCCUGCCGUUCAGGAGGCAUCCCAGACCGUUCUUGCAACCCAAGUCGCCUCCGUCGUCUUUCUCCAAAUCAGCGCGCUCACUAUCGCAGUCCGCCUCAAACACUAACACGCUCUCAGCGGCGUCGACGUCAUCUGCUGGUUUCCUCACCCCUUCGCAGUUUGUUGGAAGCACGUUUGCCCUAUCACCCUCGUUGAAGUCCAAGGAGUCGGCUAUGUCUGUUGGUGCGCAAAGCCAGUCCUCCGACCAGUCCAAUGGACAGUCAGCUGUGAUGGUUGAAGCAGCCGAUGCAAUUAAGGGGUCGCCUCAGUCGGAAAUGAAGCCGAAGAACAAGAAGCUGAAGAAGUAUAAAAACAAUGCAGCCGAGAAGGUGCUUUCCUUGUUCUCGUCACCCCGUCAAUCAACCACAUAA
Molecule: messenger RNA, 2445 nt
Organism: Cyclocybe aegerita
Lineage: Eukaryota; Fungi; Basidiomycota; Agaricomycetes; Agaricales; Hemipholiotaceae
Source: the annotation of a GenBank genome assembly